UACAUUUCCUGUCGCUGUCAUUGCCUAUUAUAAGUGUCUACAAUCUACAUUCUAAAUAAACCAUAUCGUGUUUAAUAAUUCCUAUUAGAAUUUUUCUCAUAUUUUCCUACUAUAUUGUUUGUUCCUGUUGUAACAUUUCGAAUAUAUUUGGUCAGAAUGACAAUGGGCGAUGAGUUGCCCGUCACCUCUUUGGUUUUACCAGUUCUCAUACGUCCUGUUUUAACCCAGUUAGAAAAAUAUGAUUUGGGGGCUUCACAAACAUUACGAGCUGCUCUUACAAAGGCUGAAGCUGCCUUGCCAGGUCUUAACUAUGACUUGGUUGCUGGAAUUAUGAGAAGAGCUGAUAUUCCUGUUAAUAUGAAUGAAAGCUUACUACGUCUUCAAGGAACAUUAACUGAAGCUGAAUGUGCUGAUUUGAGACUGAAUAGAUCAGAAGAAGCAUUUCAAGAGCUUAACAAGAAGUCUGCUGCAUUGAAAAAGAUUUUAAGCAGGAUCCCUGAUGAAAUCACUGACAGGAAGACUUUUCUUGAAACCAUCAAAGAAAUAGCAUCAGCUAUUAAAAAACUACUGGAUGCAGUAAACGAGGUAUCCACAUAUACACCUGGUCAAGGAAAGCAGGCUCUAGAGCAAAGAAAAAGAGAAUUUGUGAAGUAUUCCAAAAGAUUUUCUAACACUUUAAAGGAAUAUUUUAAAGAAGGACAGGCUAAUGCAGUAUUUGUGAGUGCACUUUAUUUAAUUUACCAAACAAAUCAAAUCUUGUACACUGUAAAAAAUAAGUCAGAGUGAAACAUUUGAUUAAUAUACAAAUGAUUAAAUAUGUAUACAAUAGUAAUUAAACAAAUAUUUGUUUUCGUAUUCUUAAUUGAAAUAACCAUAAAUAAAUGUUAUAUAAUAGUAAAAUCUAAUUUGUAAGUAUUUGUUUAAACACUAAAUAUAAAAAUAAGACGUCAAUAUUAUGUGUAACAAAAACAUUUUGUUAGAUAUGGAACUUUAUUUUAAAAAUUAGAAAUUAAGUAAGUUUGACAAUUUGUAAUCAACAUAAUACAGAACAUUUUAGAGUUGUUAUAAAUACAGUAAAAAAAUAUAUAAAAAUAUUUUUGCACUUUUAAUUUAUAGUCUAUUUUGAGUAGGUCAGUUUGAAUACCUUAAUUAUAUUAUGAAUACAGAAUAUUCUAAAAACAUACAAGCUUUUGUUACUAC
Nymphalis io (European peacock) is the source of this 1200-nucleotide messenger RNA. It is a transcript of the gene Ccm3, whose product is annotated as programmed cell death protein 10. The coding region runs from base 157 to 786 and encodes 209 amino acids. The transcript is spliced from 5 exons. The record is from RefSeq and is a predicted model, not a curated record. Gene Ontology annotation, molecular function: protein kinase binding. Gene Ontology annotation, biological process: positive regulation of MAP kinase activity; regulation of Golgi organization. Gene Ontology annotation, cellular component: FAR/SIP/STRIPAK complex; Golgi apparatus. Lineage: Eukaryota; Metazoa; Arthropoda; Insecta; Lepidoptera; Nymphalidae.